Harpegnathos saltator (Jerdon's jumping ant) is the source of this 2706-nucleotide messenger RNA. RefSeq lists its product as uncharacterized. The record is from RefSeq and is a predicted model, not a curated record. Lineage: Eukaryota; Metazoa; Arthropoda; Insecta; Hymenoptera; Formicidae. The coding region runs from base 338 to 679 and encodes 113 amino acids. The transcript has 3 exons.
CUCCGUUCUUGUCUCACUCAUCAGAUAUUUAUCUCGUCUCAGUCUAUCUAAUAGUCGGGACACGCACCUAGUAAUUCGAACUCGAACUCGUACGACUGAAAGUGGACGUAACACGGACUCGCACCAAGUGGAGACUUUACCGGCGCGCUAGAAAAUGGAUGCAGCAAAUAGUUCCCGGCUAAAAAUGGAUGCAGAGGGCGGUAUCAAACAGUCGCGAAAAAGCGCCUCAAGCAAAACGCGGCCGUGGCCGCUCUCAGGUUUCUCUCUGGUUAUACUAUAGAAGUCUGUGGUGCUAGCGCGAAAAGGGAAACCUGGUGGUAGAGGUACUGCGUUCGAAAUGUCUAUAAGAAGUUCUUGCGAUAUGCAAGUGCAAAUUGAUCAAGAAGUGGACCAAAAAAGAAGAAGAGUUGGCUCAAGUGGCCAAACAAAUAAUGCUACUCGAACUCUCAAUUCAAUUAAAGAUCCACAAAUUAUAUUUAAUGAAAAUGAGGAGAACUUUAUAGAAGCAGUGAAAUGGAGUGGGUUUGUUGAUAAGUCCAUGCUGAUAGCAGAAUUAUUAAAAGUCCCACGUCUUGUACUCAUUUUUGCACCUAAAAGAUUCGGAAAGUCCUUGAACAUGAAUAUGGUUCAGCGUUUCUUUGAAAUUGAAAAAGGUCGGGACAUCAAGCAUCCGCCAUAAAAUUCGAAAGAAUUAGAAGGAUAUAAAAACUACAGAGCUUUCUGCAGAAUUGGGGAAAAUGGAGAAAGGUAUUCGGAAAAAUGUAAAAUCUUGAAUGAAGUAAAUCUUAUCAGAGAACAUUUUGACACCCGGUCCUAUAUCUGAACUUCAAGGAUUUUGAAAUAGACUCUCCAGAUAUAGUAGCAGAUUGUUUAAGAGAGGUUGUGCACGAGUUAUAUCUUGAUCAUUCGUAUUUGACUGUGAGCCCCUCCAUAUUUGACUGUCUACAGAGAAAUAAGGAAGCUCAACAACAUUGUAAACAAUGGUGUGAUGAAGAAGAAUACAAACAGAAGGAUGAAAGAGGCUUAUACAAAUUGAAUACAAAAAGAGGCUUACAAAGCCUGAUUAAAUAUUUGAAUGCUUACUAUGGGAGAAAAGUAUAUCUAUUAGUUGAUGAGUUUGAUGCUCCUACAAUAGACGCAUUGCUGGCAGGUAAAAUGGAAGAUGAAGUAGAGAAGAUUGGUAAUAUGGUUAUGAAAUUUCUGGGUGCCGUUAUGAACGGACCAAUAGCUAAAGACCAUCUGUUAGGAGCAUUAUGCACUGGAGUCUCAUACUUAGUAAGUGCUGACGUUUCUACAUACCUCAAUAACAUACCUGCUUACAAAUUCUUACAAAAUAGCCGGUUUGUUGACUAUUAUGGACUCGAAGAUAAUGAGUUGAUGUUGCUUCUUAAUAAUGUCAUUCCUGAAAAGGAGAGAGAUCAAGUACGAGACAACAUAUUCCAAUUCUACAAUGGCUAUUAUCAUCAGAAUACACGUGUAUGUUGUUUGUGGUCUGUCCUUCACUAUGUGCGGCACUACUUGAACCAAUCUGAUGAAAGUUUAGAUUUUUGGGAUGGCUCCCCUUUAAGUCGUGGAGUGGCUGGUAUUCUCAAACAUUCUUCUAUUCAGGAAGACAUGCUUGUUUUAAUGGGAGGUGGAUCCAAAAAAUUCCAGCCCCUUAACAAAGUAGAUGCAACCGACCUUGCUAACUUAUUUCAGUUGAUACGGGCAGGUCAGCUUUUAGAUAUUAAUGUGCCUGAUCCAAAAAUAAUAUUUACAUUUUUCCUUGAACAAGGGUAUCUUUCUCACAAUCCUAAUUGUAGUCCUAGAGAUAAUGAGGAACCUUUCAGAAUUAGGAAAGAAGUUAUUGUAAAAAUUCCUAAUGAAGAAAUUCACGAUGCAUAUAACAAUAUGUUAACACACUUCUAUGUCACGAUUUAUGGUUUUAGUGAAACAGCGAUGGAGAAAUGUGCAUCAAUUUUUAGCACAAUGCCUGCAGAUAUACAUAUAGGUGACGAGAGAUAUGAAACACUGUUGAAUGAUUUCUACGAAUGUUUGGUAAAGCUUUUUGAAAGAUUCAAAUUAUUGUCGGAUGUGGUAGAACGUUCAUUACAGUAUCUUAUGUUCUGUGUCAUGAUCAAAGCUGGAUUCAAGGAAUGUGUUGUUGAGAAAUAUUUCACAAUUACGAAGGAUGGUGAGCCGGAGAGAUAUGGUUACAUAGACAUGUGGAUGUGCCGCAAAGAUGGUUUUGCUGUUAUUUGAAAGUUUGGAUUAAACAAGAAAACAUCAGAUCAUGCUAUGAGAGAUAUACUUGAAGUUGUUCCACCGAAAAAAGUAGCCUAUGUUGAAAUAUUGAAUCAACGGAACAUACAAAAGUUUGUUCUUAUUGGGUUGAGUAUGAAUAGUGACUGCCGAGUAUUCAUUCGGUGUUUGGCAAAUAGCAGAGACUCCAAAGACUGUAUCUCCUUUCCUAAAACAAUCUGAAUAUCUCUAAAAAACAUUUUCAUCACUGGACUGUAAUUUGAUGAGACUGUCGAAUGUAAUGUAAUGCUAUAUAUUGUUGUAGCAAUUAAUCCUUUAGCUUUAAUAUUGUAAGAGUUAAGUAGCUCUUUAUUUGUCAAGCAAUGGUCAAAUGGUAUCCACAAUGGUCGUUUGUAAGAUUUUGCAAUCAAGGUUUCCCAAUGAGAACAAAAUAUAUGUAAUGCAAAGAAAGUGUUGAAAAUGUAA